AUGAAGCUCUUAGUCAUAUCGGCUCUGCUGGUUGCUACGACAUCUGCAGCCCUUCAGGGCUACGGUUUGCCUUCUCCAUCAGGACUGGUGAGUGGUGGUGGACAUUCACCAACAGGAACUGUUCAUUCUACUGGAGCUGCCCUGUCGUUUGAUGCAGGUCAUUCUACAGCUGCGAUACAAUCUUCAGUUAGCGGCGGCUCAGCUGGUGCUAAUCACGGUUUUAAUUCUGCGCAUGCUGGACAGAUAACCGGUGUACAGUCGGCUUCUGAUAAUGAAUUUACAUCCACUGGCGUUGGUAAUCAGGGAUCCGCCACUCUUUCCGCGGGUUUCGAUGUCUCAAACGUCGGAGGGAAUUCUGAAAUAUCUCCAAGUGCUGAUUCCUUCGAGGCUCCAUGCAAAGAGGGAGAGGUCCGACACGUAGAUGGGUCAUGCAUUGUUCCUGAGAUUACAAGAAAAGUAUAUGUAGUUUCUGUACCCAAGCAAACUCCACAGCCAAGUGACUCACUCCCAGACCUUCCCCCACCCAGGGUUGAUCAUAACAUCCUUUUUGUUCGUCUUCCUGAAGGAGGUGUUGGACCUGAUCCUGUUGUUGUGCCUCCACCAAGACAGAACAACAUCGUCUACGUCCUUAGCAAGAGGAAUCAAAACGGACAACGUGUAAUUGAAGUACCAGCUCCUCCCCCGUCAGAACCUGAGAUUUAUUUCGUCAACUAUGACGAUGGAGAAAACCCGACCCUCCCCGGUGGUUUGGAUCUCGAAACCGCUCUUGGUUCAGCAGUUGAAGCCAAUGGACAGAUUUUCACUGAUGGCACUGGUAGCAAUGUUGUUGAUGCAGGAUUCGAUAGUAAAGGCAGUAUUGAAAAUGUAGCCGAGAGUGGUGUAGGUGACUUAAUCAGUGUUAAUACUGGAGUCUCUGGUGUAAUUACUCAAGGUUCCCAGAAUGGUGUAAACACAGCUACCCUUUCCUCUUCGUCCGUUACAGCCAAUACGCCAUCUAGUAUAUCCGUAAAUGGUUCAUUCCAGUCUGGUGGCGUAUUCCAAGGUUUCCAAGGUGGUUUAAAUACACCUACUGACACAUAUACUCCUGCUCCAACGCAGUCGAGUUCUUUCGUAGCUGGAAACACUGGAUUCCAAUCUCAGUUCACAGGAACAGCAACAGGUAAUACCCCAUCAUCUGUAAGGACCACACCAUCUGGCUUGUAUGAAAGCCCUUAAUCUGCACUCGAAGCUCAAAAUUUAAAACUCGUCAAUUUCCUGAGAAAUGGAUUUAUUGUAUUUUCUCAUUUGAGGUUGUUCAAAUAUAUUUGUCAAAAAAUGAGAUUAUGUUACAAAUAAAAGAAAUCA
Messenger RNA from Penaeus vannamei (Pacific white shrimp), 1344 nucleotides. RefSeq lists its product as uncharacterized. The record is from RefSeq and is a predicted model, not a curated record. NCBI's taxonomy places the organism in Eukaryota, Metazoa, Arthropoda, Malacostraca, Decapoda, Penaeidae.